UCUGACGUCCCACGCCAGCCCCUCUAUUGCUCGUUCCUUUGCGACAUCCUCUACACGUUGGAAAUUUCCCGCGAUUGUCCACAAGUUUAAGGCAGGUUGAUUCCAAUGGCUACACGAUUAUCGUCAGACCGAUCGGUACCCACUAAACCGUGGACCUCCGGUCGUGUGUUGACCCCGGCGCAACGAGAGCGUAAGCGUUACAAGGACAGGGUAUCCAAACGAGAAAAGCAGGAAAAGGAAAAAGAGAGCCUAAAGAAUCUUCAAAGCCAAGUCACUGCACUACAUCUUUUACUGCAAUCUCAGACUCGACUCGAUCUAGGGUUACCGCCCGUGACCAUGUCUCCAGAAGACUCAUUGCCCCCAUCCGAUCUCCAUUCGUCCUUACACGAUGAGCCAUGCACAAUGUUGGCCUCACGACCAUCAGCUGCUCCUUUCGAUUCAGAAACAGUCGCCCCUUUCAGGAAAGCCCUAGGGACUUUGGGGAACGGACACUCGACCACCUGGCCAACCAUUUUCCCAUCGCUCCAGGAUAGCGGCAGUUGCAUGAUACUUGAAUUCUCCGACGAAGUUCUCGCGCAAUGGUCGGGAUUGAGCAUCCUAGACAUUUGCUCCGAUGACAAACUAAACCAAGACGCCAUGAUCCGCGGGGUCCUUGAAGGCUGGCACUUUAUAGAGGAUAGGGCGUAUUCGUGCCCGCUGUGGAAAAUUAUUAGCCAAAUUGAUGAGCGGAUCUUCAUACAAAGCGGGGUCCUCACACGUCUGACAAUGCUCAGCACCAUCCUCAAGAUGCUCGUGGCAAUGGUCUAUCAAAAUAAUUUUGAAGGGCUUCCGCCGUGGUAUCGACCAAGGCCUUCACAGCUUCACCUUCCGCACAACCCCACUGCGGACUAUUUCGCUUGGCCUGGCUUCCGCGAACGCCUAGUGUUCUCAAAUUGCGAGAUACUUACAGACAGAUUCUUCAAGUACUUUGCCUCCUGCUUCCGAUUAUCGUGGCCCCAUUCAAUCAGUAAUGCCUAUGAGAUUAACCCUGGGAAUGCAUUAUAUUCCUUUUCUGAGGCCUUCAGUCUGCACUUGGUAGACCUUUCGAAAUGGAAGAUGUGCAAGGCUUUCUUCUCUUUAUUUCCCGCCUUAGAAGAAGACAUGGCAUCCGAGAAUGUGACAUCACCUUCUUAUUUCACGCUUCCUCCUGAUAACCCACUACCCGUAUUGUCCAUUUAGUCCUUGACAGGAGGCUUUCGGCUUGUUUUCUGUUUUUAUGCUAUUUGGGCCGGCGCAAUAUGGUAUGUUUCACGGGGAUUGGAGCGUUUCAGUUUAUACACAGAUGUCC
Aspergillus pseudonomiae is the source of this 1327-nucleotide messenger RNA. Its product is annotated as DUF3425 domain-containing protein. The record is from RefSeq and is a predicted model, not a curated record. The transcript is spliced from 5 exons. The coding region runs from base 106 to 1218 and encodes 370 amino acids. Lineage: Eukaryota; Fungi; Ascomycota; Eurotiomycetes; Eurotiales; Aspergillaceae.